This is a messenger RNA of Oryza sativa Japonica Group (Japanese rice), 1509 nucleotides long. Its product is annotated as anthranilate O-methyltransferase 1. Gene Ontology annotation, molecular function: S-adenosylmethionine-dependent methyltransferase activity. Lineage: Eukaryota; Viridiplantae; Streptophyta; Magnoliopsida; Poales; Poaceae. The record is from RefSeq and is a predicted model, not a curated record. Gene Ontology annotation, biological process: methylation.
AACAUUAUUGUAUUAGCUAUUAUUCCCAUUGGAACACACAACCACGAUGAAUGUUAACGUAGAACAUGACUUUCACAUGGUUGGAGGGGAAGGAGAAAUUAGCUACGCCAAGAAUUCCAGGGUUCAAGCGAAAGCUAUGAUUGAGGCUAAGUUUGUCCUUGAUAAGGCAAUCCGAGAACUGUACGCAACCCUUCUAGCUAAUAUCAUGGUUGUUGCCGACCUUGGUUGCUCUUCAGGACAGAAUACAUUACAUUUUGUCUCUGAGGUGAUAAACAUCUUUACGAAGCACCAAAACAAUUUGGGACAAAGUGAUACGGUGGAUCUUCAGUUCUUCUUAAAUGACCUACCGGGUAAUGACUUCAACCACCUCUUUCGGAUAUUGAACACAUUCACAUUCAAGGGGGCAUCAAAUCACAAAGGAGAUAUACUACCUGCAUACCAUAUCUAUGGGGCACCAGGAUCUUAUUACACCAGGCUUUUUCCUCCUCAAGCUGUUCACCUAUUUCACUCCUCGUUGUCCCUUCAUUGGCGCUCACAGGUGCCGGAGCAACUUAAUGGGAAGCAAAAAUCAUAUCUAAAUGAAGAAAACAUCUACAUCACCAAGACUACCCCACUACACGUGGUGAAGCUAUUCCAAGAGCAGUUCAUCAAGGACGUCUCUCUCUUCCUCAAGUUACGCCACGAGGAACUAGUGGAUGGGGGGCGGAUGGUACUAACAAUUUAUGGAAGAAAGAGUGAGGACCCAUAUAGUGGAGAUGUAAAUGAUAUUUUUGGUUUGCUUGGAAAAUCACUACAAUCUCUUGUUGCUGAGGGUCUCGUGGAGAAGGAAAAGCUUGACUCCUUCAAUCUACCUGUAUAUGGUCCGUCGGUUGGUGAGUUGGAGGAAAUUGUGAAUCGCGUCAAUUUGUUUGACAUGGACCAUAUGCAUCUGUUUGAGUGCAACUGGGAUCCCUAUGAUGACUCACAAGGUGACAUUGUGCACGACAGUGCCUUGAGUGGAAUCAAUGUCGCAAACUGUGUUAGAGCCGUAACCGAGCCCCUAAUUGCAAGCCAUUUUGGAGAGGGCAUAUUAAGUGCACUGUUCACAGACUAUGCUCACCGUGUUGCCAGCCACCUUGAGAAGGAGAAGACAAAGUUUGCUUGGAUCGUCAUAUCCUUAAAGAAAAGAUGCUAGAGAUACUUGCAGUGUGUUUAUGUGUGUGUGUGUAUAUAUAUAUAUACACUAUAAUUAUUUAUGUACUAUAUAAUUAUUGAACCUAAUUCCCCCCUAAAAAAAACACUAGGUGGGUUGCAGCAUCAAUGCAUGUACGCUUGUGUUGUUUGUUUCUUCCUCGGACAUGCGCGGUAUGUGCAUUUGUGUCUGUGUGUGUAUGGCGCGGACAAGUCGGAUCGAGAGCAGCUGAAAUUGAAGUACGAAGUAGUGCUUGUUUCUCCUUGUAUCACUCUACCACUAUGCUUAUAAAUUUAUAAGAGAAUGAGAAAACAGAAAAGUUGCAGACGUUUUGCAGC